AUGGCGCAUGUCAGAGUUAAGGAGCGAUCCGAGGACAUCCUUUUCUCACGCGGGGAGGACGUCGAGGCGUGCCAUCUCAGCGCUGAGCUGGCAGCCGUCCUGGCCAAUCAGGAGAAGCUGGUCUGGCGGUACUUAAAGCUCGGAAUAACCACUAAGGUGUUCGAUUAUGCUGGCGUGGCUGUUAAUUAUCUAGCCCUCGCUGCACCUGUGUUCGGAAUAGUAGGAGCAGGUAUGGCCGGAGGAGGGGGAGAUAGUAAGGAUAAGGGGGCUGUUGCGCAGUGGAUCAGUAAUGCUUCGUUUGCGAUCUUGCAGCUGAUAUUCGGAGGAUCUCAGAUCAUUGAUGCUGCUAAGAUUAUAUCGGAUUCUGCUGGGUACACUGCGAGGGUUGCGAUGCAGGCUGGUGGGAAGAUGGCUGGGUACGGCACAUGGGAAGGGGAGAGUGGAGGAGCAGCGGGUGUAAGCACGUGGAGAGGGGCUGGCGAAUCGGUGCGUGAGGGCCGUUGUGAGGACACGCGGAUCACACCGUGUGGUGGCGAAUUUGUGGAGCCAAGGGACUUUAUGCUGCAGGAGCCGACUUGGCUGAUGGUGCUGAGACCAGGAAGCAACGGCACGAGAGCUGACGAAGAAGCAGCCGGCGAAGCUGACAGGAUCCUGCAGUACUCCAUUCACUCUGUCCCGCCCGAUCUACGCUCCCUUGUAGCCCAGGUGCCUCUCCAGUCGACUCAGACGUCACAUCCUAUCAGGGAAGCCGCAGUGGGACAGCAGCUGCAUGCCUCCCCUUGUAUGCACCCGAUCCUGCAGUACUCCAUUCACUCUGUCCCGCCCGAGCUACGCUCCCUGGUAGGGACCCUGCUGCCACAAUCCGGAGUCGGAUGGGGGAAGACGGAGAAGAGGUGGGCAGCUGCACGUGUGGGCGAGGCAUGGAGCAUGAGUGUGGAGGAUGUGAUAGUAGAGGAUGUGGGGAUGGAAGGAGCGGAAAUCGAGAAGGUGAGGAUGGAAGAUGUGAGAACGGAGGAGGUGAGAGUAGAGUAUGGGGGGCUGGAAGGUGUGAAGAGGGGGGAGGUGAGAGUAGAGGAUGUGAAGAUAGUGGUGACAUUUCAGUGCAGCGAUGUGCCACUCUGGCCUAUCCACAACAAUUCAUCCUCCUCUGCUGCUGGUGCUUCUGCUGCUGCGGCUGCUGCUGUAUCAGAAGUUGCAAAUGCAGAUGGCGCCUCAGCACAUGCAGGCAUGAGUCCAGCAGACUCCGCCACAGCAACGCAGGCAGACGUCAGCAGGGCAAUGAACCGGCUGCUCUUCAACUUCCGCCUCUUCCAGCAGCAGCUCUGUGAGCACAUCUGGGCGGCCGGUCACUGGGCUGACGCUGUUGACCCCCUCACUGGCUACCUCAUGCACUCUGCUUCUGGCAGCAGUGGCAGCAGCGCUGGUCGUAGUGCCGGUGGUGGUGGCAGCAGUGGUAGUGCCGAAUUUGGUGCUGCUGGCAGCAGUGGUGGCGCUGAGUUUGUCAGUACUGGUAUCGGUGCUGGCUGCACGUGGCCGUUCCCCUCCCCCAUCAAGUACAACGAGGUGGACGUUGCCCAGAUCCUCCUCGAUUAUCCUGUUGCUCCCACUGCCACGGCCAGUGAAGCAGCAGCAGCUUCAAUGGGCUCCACAGUGCCUCCUAAUGCUGCGGCGGCAGCAGCAGCAGCAGCAGCAGCAGCAGCAGGAGCAGCAGAACCAGCAACACCAGCAGUACCAGGACCACCACCAAUGCCCUCAUGCCCCCUAGUUCUCCACCCUUCAUUUGGCACGCACACCUACCCAGCCUCCCUCCUCACCACCGCCCCUCUCCCUCUCCUGCAAUCUGCCAUCCGCCACGUGGCAGGCUCUGGUUGGCGCCUGCCAGGCUGGCAGGAGGAGGAAGGGGUCGUGGUGGUGGGACAGGGGACGGGGGAUGGGAAGAUGGGAGGUGUGACAGCAGCGGGGAAGGGAGCGGAGGGAGGGUGUGAGGAAGCAUUGAAGCCCCUUCUUGCUCCCUCCCCCUGCCUUGCUGCUCAAGUCAUGUACCCUAUGGAACUUGGGGGUAUUCCCGAGGGUGUGUGUAGAGGCAGGAGGAGGGAUGGCGGCGUAAGGACUAGGAUGGAGGCUGCUCUUGCUGUGGUGGGCUUGACGCACCUGUUACCAUUUCUGGAGACCAUCUGUCCAGAUGGACUGGUGAAAUCUGAGGAUCGUUUUGGCAAUGAGAGGCACUGUCAGCAGCAAGGUUCUCCCAACAUCAGGCCGUCUCCAGAACGGUCAGGCAACGCUCGAAGUUGGGUUGCGGGACUUUCUCCAGGGGAGCAGCAGCGGCUUCAGUUUGCAAGAGUAGUGUUUCAUCGCCCUAGGUUGGUUUUCCUGGAUGAGGCUACGAGUGCUGUGGAUGGUGAGAUGGAGGCGCGGAUGUAUGCCUGGCUUGCUAUGGCGGGGGUUGCUAUUCGCAGCGCAGCGCAGUUGCUCAAACAGGGAGGUGGGUGUGGUUGUGGUGAUAAUUAG
Messenger RNA from Closterium sp. NIES-65, 2508 nucleotides. Lineage: Eukaryota; Viridiplantae; Streptophyta; Zygnematophyceae; Desmidiales; Closteriaceae. The record is from the annotation of a GenBank genome assembly.